AAUAUUGCCAACCACCAACUUCAACUUCAACUUCACUUUGAUCACUCCUGCUACUUCAAUGGCUUCUAAAAACCCUAAUUCCUCUUCAAUGUAUCCUCAACUACUAAUUGACCAAAAUACCCCUUUCCCCUCUUCAACCUCUCGCCAAAACCUUUACCCAAUUAUUGACAUGAACGACCUUGUAGAAAAUCUCUUCCCUCAAAAUGAUCAAACUGCCCCUGAAGAACAGCAUUAUUCACCAUAUGCCCCUCCUGAAAUCCUUGAAGAAACCCUUCUCGUUAUCCCCGGUUCCAUUCUUCACUUGAUUGACAAGCACUAUUCCAUUGAACUCGCCACUGGCGAUUUAUUUCUACAUCGUCUCCGACAAGGGAACAAUAUCGUCGCUCUACUUGUUAGUGUUGGAAAUGAAAUCCAGUGGCUGUUGACUAAGGACCUUACCGCGGUAAAGCUCGAUGAUUCGCAUUACUUUUUCUCAUUUCAAGCUCCCAAAGACGAUGAAUCGGAUACAGAAUCAGUCGGUGAUUCGUUGAAUUAUGGUUUGACGAUUGCUUCCAAGGGACAGGAGAAAUUAUUGAAGGAGCUGGAUGGUAUUUUGGAAAAUUACAGCAAUUUUGCGGUGCAGAAAGUGGAAGAAAAGGCCGCGGUGGGAUUGGGUGGACCGGUGGCGAAGGAGUUGUCACUGGCGGAUUUAAAGUCGGAGAAGAAGAAGGAGGUGUUGGAAGAGCGAUGUGCAGCGUAUUGGACGACAUUGGCGCCCAAUGUGGAGGAGUACAAUGCCAAGGCAGCAAAAUUAGUUGCUUCAGGUUCAGGACACUUAAUAAAGGGGAUUUUGUGGUGCGGAGAUGUUACUGCAGAUGGAUUGAAGAGGGGGAAUGAGGUUCUGAAGAAUAGGUUUAAGACAGGUUCGAAGACUAAGGUCAGUCCUGAGACGUUGAAGAGGAUCAAACGUGUUAAGAGAGUGACAAAAGUGACAGAGAAAAUGGCAGUUGGGGUCCUAUCUGGAGCUGUGAAGGUUUCAGGAUUCUUUACUAGGUCCCUUGCAAAUUCCAAAGCAGGAAAAAAGUUCUUUAGCCUCCUUCCAGGGGAAAUGGUUCUUGCCACUCUUGAUGGAUUUAGCAGAAUAUGUGAUGCGGUUGAAGUAGCUGGAAAGAAUGUGAUGUCUACAUCCGGCACUGUGACAACUGAAUUUGUUUCUCACAGAUAUGGAGAAGAAGCAGCUAAGGCAACCAGUGAAGGGAUUCAUGCUGUAGGGCAUGCUUUUGGGACUGUGUGGGCAAUAAAUGAUGUGAUUUCCCUUAAAGACUUCUUUAGCUCCUCUGAUUAGCUUAACAACUUUGAGCUUAUCUCCUUGAAGCCUUUUGAUACAACCUCUUACUUCAUCAAAAAGAAAAAGAAAGUCUCUGAACCCCAAAAGUGCCUUGAAGCCCACUGCCCUGGCCAAAUCUGCUGCUAAAGCUGCUUCUCCGGUCUCUGCAGCUGAUAAGAAGGCUAAGAAUUUCAAGUCGUCACGUAUAAGUGUGACCUUGUUUGACCUACCAUUGCAGGUAUCAAUGCGCUAUUCCUUUGUACUUGUAAAGCAGUAUGUUGUCGUGAGAAGCUCAAUUUAGCUGUGUCUCUUAUUAGCAAACUGAUGUCAAUGUGGGUGGUGGAGACAAGCAGCUCUUAGCAAUGACCAUUAGAUAUCACAAGAAAACACUCGAGAUAACAGGCAUUGGCUCUGACCUCUUCAUACUAUUUUUGUGUAUGUGUGUGGUAUAUACUAGUGAGAGCACCAACCCACCUUCUGUAAACUGUGAAUAGUUCAAGUUUUCAGUCUUUAUCUUCAAAUUUAUUUUUAUGUGAUACCAACUAGUUAAGAUUAAGAUUUGGUUAUUUGUUAUAUUGAAUUAAAUUAA
Molecule: messenger RNA, 1895 nt
Organism: Solanum tuberosum (potato)
Lineage: Eukaryota; Viridiplantae; Streptophyta; Magnoliopsida; Solanales; Solanaceae
Exons: 4
Coding region: 59-1324 (421 amino acids)
Cellular component (GO): plasma membrane
Source: RefSeq, a predicted model, not a curated record